AUGCAAUCAAACAACGAUAAUAUGGACGAUAACACCUAUGAUACUAAUGCAACAUCAAACGACAGAUUGGUAUCAUCGCGUCCAGCAACACUAACACUCGAAGCAAGCAACACAACGAUGAUUGCAGGAGGAGCUGAUGAUAAGGAGGAUUUCUAUUAUCAUCAUUACAAUUUGGAUAAUAUGUCUAUUACACCUUCACCUAUGACAAAUCAGCCACGACUAUUUCAGCCAGGUAGGAUUAUUCCUUUAGAAGUAUUUCAAGCAGUUGAAACGGAUGUCAAUGAAAAAUUGGACAAGAUCAAUGUCGAACAAGAGUCAUCUCACUCAGAAGACGAAAGUGACAUGGAAGAUGGCGAAAACGAGAAGGAUCAAUAUGAAGAAGAUUUGAAUGAUAUUCUUGAUCAAGCGAGAGAUGAAGAAAUUGAACGUUGGAAAGCAAUCAUUGUUUCUCAACCAUCAUCAUGGUACAACAACACGACGAUCCAUGAUAAUAUUGAUAACGAUGAGGAUGCAAUGAAAGAAUGCGUUACAAAGCACUUAGAUAUUCAUUUCGGGCCGCCGUCGACGGCAGAAACAGCAGAAACAGCAGCAACAACAGCAGCAACAACAGCAGCAGAAACAACAACAGCAGGAACAGCAGCAGAAACAGCAGCAACAGCAACACCAGAAGAGAAUAUGGACGAGGAGGAGCAAGACAAUGAAGAGACUCAUUCGCAUCCAUAUCCACCUCUGAAUCAAACAGGUCCCAUUUCUGAUCAUGAUAUUCCUUAUGCUUACUACGGUAAUGUUGCUCGAGAUCAGUUAGCUCAAGAAAUUCAAUUCAACCUUCAAGAACAAUCACCAGCAGUGCCUUGUUACAGUGCAAAAACAUUUGCCAUUACAUCAUGGACAGAUGUACGCAAACAAGAUGUCAUGGAUUUCAUUAAAACAAAUUUCGGUGUUGCCAAUAUUCAAUAUAUUCUUAUUGCUGAAGAAAUAGGUCCCAUCAAUCAGCGACGACAUUUACAUAUACAGAUUAUUUUUAAAGAGAAAAUUUAUAAACGUAAACCAUUUUUGGAUGAAAUUACACGAGUUCAUUGUAAUUAUCAAGUGACAAGAAAUGAUAUAGCUUGGAAUGAAUACGUUAAAAAGGGUGGCAACUACAUUGAGUUCGGUCAAUUUAAAUCAACAACAAUACGUAGACGACAACCAAAGGAGUGGCCGGCGCAAACAACUUCGCCUAUGCCUAUGCCAUCUUCAACACAACAACAACAACAACAACAACUACCAUUAGUGCCUAUCACGACAAGAAUGACAGUUCGAGAUAUAGCAGAACAAAAACGUCAACAUCGAAAUGAAGUCUAUAGACAAGCCAUUGAAUUAGCAAAGCAUAAUAUUCGUGAUGCUAUGGACUUAAUUCGACGAGAAAUGAUCGACAAAUAUACUGAACGCGGUAGCUGGUACCUAGCUAUAUUUAAAUAUACUCGCUUACAAGCACAACAUGAUGAAGAUGCACGUGUUGGUACUACGGAGAAUUUGGAAUAUGCAUGGCCAUAUUCAUUUCCCCACUGCACACUAAACUUACGUGAUGCAGUGAAUCGAUGGAUUCGACAUCAUUUCUUUCGUGCUAGACGUGCAAAAUGCUUCAUUUUGAUUGGUCCUACAGGAACAGGCAAAACAUCAUUUGCAUUAUCUUUACCUGGUCCCGUCAAUUAUUUUCAAGAACGAUGGAAUUUAAGUCUUUGGAAUGAUCAGGCUCGUUAUUCAGUCUAUGAUGAUAUACCAUGGGAUGAUUUUCAAAAAUUGAAUUACCCAAACAAAAAAAAUUUAUUAACGCAAAAGUGGAAAGCCAUCAGUGUCAGUGACAAAUAUCGUGAAACGAAAACAAUUAACGUUCGACAACCGGCAAUUGUUCUAUUGAAUCCAGACGAUGCUGGUUCAUUAAUCAAAGAGCCAGUGACAGAUGAGCAAAGACGAACGGCUGCCUAUUGGCGUAAACGUGCAUUUAUUUAUGUCAUGGGUCCUGAUGAAUAUUUUCACAAACGACAACGAACAGAUCAAGACAGUCAGCCACCUUCGAAUCCGAGUAGUGGUCAUGAUGGUACAACAGAUUCAUCGAUGACAAGCAAUGAAGAACGUACAGGUGGUCAAGAUGACAUUGAUGAUAGGAUCAAACGCGUCAAAGAACAUAAUACCAAAAAAUAA
Adineta ricciae is the source of this 2184-nucleotide messenger RNA. The record is from the annotation of a GenBank genome assembly. Lineage: Eukaryota; Metazoa; Rotifera; Eurotatoria; Adinetida; Adinetidae.